Messenger RNA from Tremella mesenterica DSM 1558, 852 nucleotides. RefSeq lists its product as uncharacterized. The record is from RefSeq and is a predicted model, not a curated record. NCBI's taxonomy places the organism in Eukaryota, Fungi, Basidiomycota, Tremellomycetes, Tremellales, Tremellaceae. The coding region runs from base 1 to 852 and encodes 283 amino acids. The transcript has 4 exons.
AUGAGGACACGGACAUGGAUCCACCUCCGACCGGUGCAAACACAGGUGUUUCUCGACGAGAAGCUGGACAGCAAUCCAGGCAAGACCGGGAACGUGCUCUCUCACACUGCCGUGCUCGACAGGAAUACACUGAUGGGACCUCUGCUCAUCAAUUGGGCCGCUGUGAGGUCCCGUUCCCAAAAUGUGAAGCUCCGAAAUUAUAAUAAUUCUCUUGCUUUCACCUCAAUGGGUGUUGAUAAGCAAGACAUGCAAGUUUGGGGACCUCAAGGGAUAUACACCUUUCGUAUUGGUGGACGAGCAUACCACCAAAUCGGGGCAUUACUUCCUGAAGCUGGAGAACAUCCCCGAUUUGCUCAAGUUUUCCUGGCGGGUCUGUCUGAAGCAGAACAGGCUGCUCAGCGAAACAUUCACAUCCGAGGGAGAGGUGAAGAGGGUGUUCUAACCCGCCUGGCUCAGAUGAUAGAAAGGGUGAACCCAUACUAUGCUGCUUUCAAGACUUUUCGUGACCGUGACAGGGAAUCCGAAGAGGACACACCAAUUCUGUAUCUUACGAUUCUGAAUCCUCUGCAAAACGACCCUCGCAGAUAUAACCGACCUACGUCAGAUGAAGUUGCAUGUGUAUAUGUUACUGAUGAAAAUGAACCGUCCCCGGGUCGUCACAUUCAAGUUUAUUUGCGAGGCGGUGGGGUUCGCAACAUUAGUGAACUCCACUCAGCAUAUCUUCCCCUGCACUUCACUCUUAUAUACCCACACGGAGAGCCGGGAUGGCAUCCAAGGAUCCCUUUGGCUGGGCAACCACUGGGAGAUGAUGACGAGAUUGACGCUAUGGGCGUGGAGGAUCUAAGCGAGUGA